Messenger RNA from Culex pipiens pallens (northern house mosquito), 1578 nucleotides. RefSeq names its product adenosine kinase-like. Gene Ontology annotation, biological process: purine ribonucleoside salvage. The record is from RefSeq and is a predicted model, not a curated record. NCBI's taxonomy places the organism in Eukaryota, Metazoa, Arthropoda, Insecta, Diptera, Culicidae. The transcript is spliced from 4 exons. Gene Ontology annotation, cellular component: cytosol; nucleus. Gene Ontology annotation, molecular function: adenosine kinase activity. Bases 135 to 1295 code for a protein of 386 amino acids.
CUGCCUUGCAAGUUGCAGUAGUGGAUCGUCUGUGGGCCAGAUUAGAAUGCAAAUUUAAGCGCCUCAACAUAUAAUUGGUUGAUCACAAGGUUGACUGCAAAAGUAAUCGCGCGAAGGUGGUAAAUUCGCCCAGGAUGACUAACGGCACACCAAUCAGCAGCUGUGAUCGAUGUCCCCGGCUUGUGGCCUUCGGGAAUGUGCUGCUGGACGUUAGUGUGGAGCUUCGCGAUACGCAAAUUUUGAAGGACUUUGAUCUGAAGGAGGAUGACCAGCGGGAAAUUCCUGCGGACAAGUUGGCCCGGCUCGGUGCGGUCACCAUGGAAACAUGCGGCCCGCCAAAGUACAACCCGGGGGGGUCGGCGCUGAAUACGACGCGGAUCCUGCGGGGCCUUGGCGAAAAGAACGUGAUUUUCUGUGGCGCCGUCGGCGCUGAUGAGAAUGGAGAAAUUAUAACCAAGAUCCUGAAGGACAGCUCGCUGAACACAUGCAUCCAAACACUGCCGGACCACUGCACCGGAACUUGCAUCUGCCUGAUUAGCGGCGACAAGCGCAGUCUGAACGCAAACAUUGGCGCGUCGCUGCACUUCAAGAAGGAGUUUGUAACGUCCCGCUGGUGCCAGGGCAAGAUUGGCAGCUGCAAUUCGGCGGCCCACGAUGACAUCGAGGAGGACGUGCGCGUGUUUUACGUCGAGGGUUAUUUCGUGCCGGAAAAGUUUCACAUUUGUCAGUACAUUUACGAGAAGUACUGCAAGGGCACGGCAAAUCUGUUCGUGACGAACCUGAACGCGACCUAUAUUUUGCAAAAUUUUACCAAGGAAAUGCGCUGGAUGGUUGAGCAAGCGGAUCUUGUAUUUGGAAAUCUGACCGAAUUUGUAGCCCUGGCGGAGAUUUACGAGUGCGAAGACUUUGACGAGCUGGCCAAAUGUUUGAUUCGGAAGUAUUUGAAGAUCAAUCGGGAAAAGAUUCUGGUCGCCACGGAUGGAUGCCGAUGUGUGCGGUUCUAUCACGGCAACGGGAGCGCAUUCUACGGGGAGUCGUACCAGGUUCCGAUAAUUCCCCAGAAGGCGGUUGUCGACACUACCGGUGCGGGCGAUUCGUUCGUGGCCGGCUUCCUGUACAAGUACAUGAACGGAGAGUCUCCGACGCUGCCGGACUGCAUCCGCCACGGAAGCAAGGUAGCAGCGAAGGUGAUCCGCCAGGUGGGCUGCAAUCUGCCCUCGUCACUACCGGCAUCGCCGACGCUGACACCCACAACCUCGCAGCAGGAAGAUUUGUUGAAGGCCAAGCAGACUUAAGCGUGCUUGAGCUCACGGGAAGUUAUGUUAAGUUGUCGUCUAUUGUCGUACAGGUGCUGUACUCGAUCGGUGAUUUGUUCAAUCUCAUAUUUGGCUGUUAAGAGGUACUUAGGGAAUCUCAUUCCUUUCAUUAGAAAUUUUGUUUUUUUUUUUUUGCUAGGUGAUAGAUUGAAUAGUUAUUAAUUUUUAAGCUCAAGCUCAUUAUGUAUCGCUUUUUUAACUUGUUAAACAAAUUAAGCUAAAAAAUGCAAAUGGAAAUAAAAUUGCUAUUCUUGUUGUAUCA